CCCUCCCUCCACUCUGCGUGGGGAUCAAGCCUCACUCCUUCACCGUCUUCACGCCUGUCAACACUAGAACAAGUAGAAGAAAACUGCGCCACUGACGUUUUUUAUGACUUUUUGACUGGGAACUUUUUUGCCAAUGUCACCAAGACACCUAUCGUUCGUCAGCACCGCUAUUUGGUCUUUCCACGGAUUAAUUUAAUCUCGUCAGGUUUCGAGGAGGCUGCUGAGUGACGGAGGCUGAAGCCCGGCGGUCACUGUUUGUAUGCGCAGAGCCUGCUCAUGGAUUUCAACCUGCUGACAGACAGUGAAGCCCGCAGUCCGGCGUUGUCACUCUCUGACUCCGGAACUCCGCAGCACGAUCACGGAUGUAAAGGCCAGGACAACAGCGACACAGAGAAAUCUCAGCAGAACCAGCUGGAUGAGACUAGCCCAGAGGAUGGCUCUCUUAAGAAAAAGCAGCGGCGACAGAGGACUCACUUCACCAGCCAGCAGCUUCAAGAGCUGGAGGCGACUUUCCAGAGGAACCGCUAUCCCGACAUGAGCACCAGAGAGGAGAUAGCAGUGUGGACCAAUCUCACUGAAGCACGAGUCAGAGUGUGGUUCAAGAACAGACGUGCCAAGUGGAGAAAGAGGGAGCGAAACCAGCAGGCAGAGUUGUGCAAAAAUGGCUUUGGUGCUCAGUUCAACGGACUCAUGCAGCCCUACGAUGAUAUGUACACGGGUUACUCCUAUAACAAUUGGGCUACCAAGAGCCUAGCAAGCAGCCCACUCUCUGCAAAGAACUUCCCGUUUUUUAACUCUAUGAAUGUAAGUCCUCUGUCAUCCCAGCCCAUGUUCUCUCCUCCCAGCUCCAUCCCCUCCAUGAACAUGGCCUCCAGCAUGGUACCCUCAGCAGUGGCUGGAGUUUCCACAACUGGUCUGAACAACCUGGGCAACCUCAAUAACCUGAACAGCCCCACAGCACUCAACUCAGCAGCAGUGACUGCAGCUACUUGCCCAUAUGCCAGCACAGCAAGCCCCUACAUGUAUAGGGACACCUGCAACUCCAGCCUGGCCAGCCUGCGGCUCAAGGCCAAGCAGCACACAAAUUUUGCUUACCCAAUGCAGAACCCUGUGUCCAACCUGAGCCCCUGCCAAUAUGCUGUGGACCGACCAGUAUGAAGAAGCUCUCUUUGACCUACCUGACCAGCUCUAAAACCACUAUUAACCAAAUCACAUCUUUUUAGUUGCACCAAUCAUGUACCUUUUUGUGCUGCAGACUUGUGGAUUGUUUUAAUACACAAUGAAAACAAGCUUGACUGCUAAAACAACAAAUUGAGACUGAAGAGAAAUGAUCUUCAGUCUGUGGUACAUUGAGAACUGACCACCAGCUUGUAAGAAUUUCUAAAGAUUGUCUUUUUUCAUUAUUCCUUCUUUUCAACUGCUUCAUUAGCGUAAACUCAAAAAGGAAGGGAAAGUAAAACAAGGAUGUUCACAACAUCUUGCCUCAAAAGCAUAUUUUCUUCAGUGAUGGGAAAAGGACCUUAGAAAUAGAGAAUGUAAAUAUUGGACUUUUCCUGUUUUGUAUGUGUCAGAAUAUAUGACAACUUAGUACUUUACAUCAAGAAAAACAUGUGUUUUUAAAAGUAGGCCCAGAGAUGAAUGAGACCAUGAACACGCUCACUUGUUAGCUAUAAUUAAGAAUUCCUCACCCUUUGGAAGGUUGUCAGGCAAAGAGGAGUUUAGACAGGUAACAGAAUGACAAUAUUUGAAAAUAAACACUAUUAAAAUACAAAACCAUCACAUACAUAUAUACAUAUACACAGAGGGGAAACAUGUAAGAUUCUUUAAGUAAAGCUCCCAAAAGCUUUUGACAAUAGAAUUCUGUGGUGUUCUAAAAAAAGAGUUCUUGACUGUAAAAAACGAUGUAAGAGUGCAGUUGUUAUAACAAAGAACUAGCUUUGCCUUUUGUAGCCUGCUUUGUUACAUUAAAGCAUGAAACAAAAACACAUGACCACGAUGCCAUGAUGCCCCAAAUUUAUUUCCAUUGUAACAGUCACUUGGAUGGACGAUGACAGAGAUGUUCCAGUGACUGCUCACUGUUAUGUUUUACCUAUAGGCUCAGGAGGAGUUUAUAAAGGUGGCGGCUGAGCCAAAGCCAGGAAAACAUAUGGCCUCAAAGAACAAGGGUCCGAGUGGAGCCACAAUGAGGGGCCAGCAGCCUAAGUCUUCAUAAGCAUCUGCAAUGGUUUAUUGUUCUGACAUUUCAUUUACUGAUGCUUUUUCUUCAUAGCAAUUUCUAGGUAAGUUUUAAAUUACCUGGCUGUUUUCAAAUAGCUUGUCAUGAGCAUGGAGAGCUCUGAAGACUCUGAAGACAAUACUAAUUGACUCUACAACACUGCCUGUACUUGUUUACCUACGUACUGCUCAUAAAAUAUAUGUGAACCAUUGUUUGUAGUAAACUCAUAUUUCACAUA
Messenger RNA from Betta splendens (Siamese fighting fish), 2453 nucleotides. It is a transcript of the gene pitx3, whose product is annotated as paired-like homeodomain 3. Lineage: Eukaryota; Metazoa; Chordata; Actinopteri; Anabantiformes; Osphronemidae. Gene Ontology annotation, cellular component: nucleus. The transcript is spliced from 4 exons. Bases 277 to 1158 code for a protein of 293 amino acids. The record is from RefSeq and is a predicted model, not a curated record. Gene Ontology annotation, biological process: regulation of transcription by RNA polymerase II; anatomical structure morphogenesis. Gene Ontology annotation, molecular function: RNA polymerase II cis-regulatory region sequence-specific DNA binding; DNA-binding transcription factor activity, RNA polymerase II-specific.